Molecule: messenger RNA, 804 nt
Organism: Amaranthus tricolor (Joseph's coat)
Lineage: Eukaryota; Viridiplantae; Streptophyta; Magnoliopsida; Caryophyllales; Amaranthaceae
Product: anaphase-promoting complex subunit 11
Exons: 4
Coding region: 298-552 (84 amino acids)
Biological process (GO): positive regulation of mitotic metaphase/anaphase transition; protein ubiquitination; anaphase-promoting complex-dependent catabolic process
Cellular component (GO): anaphase-promoting complex; nucleus
Molecular function (GO): cullin family protein binding; zinc ion binding; ubiquitin protein ligase activity
Source: RefSeq, a predicted model, not a curated record
AAGUAAAGUGAAUUCAAUUUAGCGGGAGUAACCGCGCCUUAAUCUAAUUUCCCUAAAACCCAAAAAUGGAAAUCGCCUCCCUCACUCAGAAAACAUUUUACUCGACUCUCUCUCCAAAUUAAACCCUAACCCUCAACUUCUUCUCUAAACCCUAUACCAUUGUCUCAAAUCAGACGGAGGAAACAAGCGACACAAAUUGCAUUCUUCAUUCAGUGUUUGCAAUUCUAAAAUCAGCGCAUCAACUUGAUGUGAGCUUGCUAGGUGUGAGUUUUGCUUCCUCACAGGGAGGAAAAAAAGAUGAAAGUUAACAUUCUACAUUGGCACGCUGUUGCUUCAUGGACCUGGGAUGCCCAAGAUGAAACAUGUGGAAUAUGCAGGAUGGCCUUUGACGGUUGUUGUCCUGAUUGCAAAUUACCUGGGGAUGACUGCCCAUUGAUUUGGGGACAAUGCAACCAUGCUUUCCAUCUACACUGCAUUUUAAAGUGGGUCAAUUCACAAACCUCUCAAGCUCACUGUCCUAUGUGUCGUCGAGAAUGGCAUUUCAAGGACUGAAAACGGCGGAUUCUAAAGUCAACCAUAGUACAACUCCUAACCUUCCUUUAUUGUAAUGUAAAUUCACGCAUCAUUGCCUCACUAAUAAUAAAGAAAUGUAAGCCAUUUAAUAGUUGGUUAUUGCUUUACAAAAUCCUAUUUGGAAGAACAACUCACAAACUUUGCUACUGUUUGUGUCGCGCCAUUGUUAUGAUUCAAACUAGAAGGUUUCGGAAUUGUUUGGAAUCGAGAACAAGUUUGACAUUUCCUUGA